Messenger RNA from Dama dama (fallow deer), 3022 nucleotides. RefSeq names its product ADP-ribosylarginine hydrolase (gene ADPRH). NCBI's taxonomy places the organism in Eukaryota, Metazoa, Chordata, Mammalia, Artiodactyla, Cervidae. The record is from RefSeq and is a predicted model, not a curated record. Bases 197 to 1285 code for a protein of 362 amino acids. Gene Ontology annotation, molecular function: magnesium ion binding; ADP-ribosylarginine-[protein] hydrolase activity. Gene Ontology annotation, biological process: protein de-ADP-ribosylation. The transcript has 5 exons.
CAACUGCAAGCGCCGGCCCCGGCCCGGGUCUGUGGAACCUGAGCGCGAUCCGCGGACGCGGCGCUCCACCCGGCUGGGUGCUCGGCUCUCGGCUCGCGCCGGGGUCCGCGCUGGGCCUCCGCGCACCCUGACUUCCCGGCCCCGCGCUGGGCUCACGAGCGUUGCACCCCUCCCGGCCACCAGAGACAGCUUCACCAUGGACGGGGCACUGAUGGAGAGGUAUGUGGCAGCCAUGGUGCUGAGUGCAGCUGGAGAUGCCUUGGGGUACUUCAACGGAAAGUGGGAGUUCCUCCAGAAUGGGGAGAAAAUUCACAGGCAACUGGCCCAGCUUGGCGGCUUGGAUGCCAUAGAUGUGGAGAGGUGGAGCGUCAGCGAUGACACCGUGAUGCACCUGGCUACAGCAGAAGCACUCCUGGAAGCCGGCAAAGUCUCAGACUUGACUGACUUGUAUUCCCUCCUUGCUAAGCAUUACCAGGACUGCAUGGGAGACAUGGAUGGCCGGGCACCAGGGGGCGCCUCAUUGCAGAACGCCAUGCUGCUGGAGCCAGACAAAGCCGAGGGCUGGAGGAUUCCCUUUAACAUUCACGAGGGUGGCUGCGGGGCUGCCAUGAGGGCCAUGUGCAUUGGUCUCCGGUUCCCUCACAGCAGUCAGCUGGACACACUGAUCCAGGUGAGCAUCGAGAGCGGCCGGAUGACCCACCACCAUCCCACAGGCUACCUGGGAGCCCUUGUGUCUGCUCUUUUUACAGCCUAUGCUGUGAACGGCAAGCCUCCCCAGCAGUGGGGAAGAGGACUGAUAGAGAUACUUCCGGAAGCUAAAAAGUACAUUGUCCAAUCAGGCUACUUUGUGGAGCAGAAUCUUCAACACUGGUCUUACUUCCAAGACCAAUGGGAAAAGUACCUAAAACUCAGAGGAAUUUGGGAUGGCAAAUCAGCCCCUACCUUCCCCAAGCCCUUUGAUGUGAAGGAAAGGGAUCAGUUCUACACUUCUGUGAGCUACUCUGGCUGGGGCGGCAGCAGUGGACACGAUGCCCCCAUGAUUGCCUACGAUGCCAUCCUGGCUGCAGGAGACUCCUGGAAGGAACUUGCCCACCGAGCAUUUUUCCACGGUGGAGACAGUGAUUCUACCGCUGCCAUUGCUGGCUGUUGGUGGGGAGUGAUGUAUGGUUUUAAAGGAGUGAGUCCCUCCAACUACGAGAAGCUAGAAUACAGAAACCGGUUGGAAGAGACAGCUAGGGCUUUGUAUUCUCUUAGAUGCCCUCUACUUCAUGACUGUCAGGAGUGACCUGUGCUGGCCUGAGAGAGAUGGAGGCUUUGAGGCUUUAACCAGGCCUAUGUGCUGACUUCAGUGAGACAGAAUCUCAACUAUGUAUCUGGAGCAGGACUGCAGCAAAGGCGUCAGAUUGAUCAUUCUUUUGUAUGUAAAGGGAUAAGAAAAUGCCAAAGCUCUUUCUGGUUCCAAAAGCUCUUGUAUGUAUUUAUAUAUUUCAGAAAACAUGUGUGUUUUAAAUAACCAAACUAGUACAUAGAUUCUUCAGCAGGACAGUCAGAAAUUGCAGACUUUUAGGGGUGGGGAUUUACCAUUCACAGAACAUGGUAAUAACCUCUUAAAUGCAGGUGCAAAGAAGACUCCUCUGUAGAAAUAUUUUGAAGACAGUUUUAGAAUAAUAGAAAACAGUUAGUAAAUAUGUAUUUACACAGGAUUCUUGAACAGAAGAUUAAGAUGGAGACUUUUAUGACUGUUUUUCAAUUUCCCACUUGAUAAAAAGUGACAGUAUAGUACAGAAUAGUGUGUACUUUUCUGCAGCUGUAGGAAGAAAGGAAACAUUUUUUCGUGUCUUUCUGGGGUUUCUUUUACCAGUAGUCAGGAGAGCUUGCAGCAUUUAUUUAUUUAUUCGGCUGCACCAGGUCUUGCAGCCUGUGGUAUCUUUAGUUGUGGCAUGCAAACUCUUAGUUGUGGCAUAUGGGAGCUGUUCCCUGACCAGGGAUCAAACCUAGGCCCCCUGCAUUGGGAGCAGAGUCUUAGCCACUGGACCACCAGGGAAGUCCCCUGCCUGCAGUUUUAAGGUGGAGCACUAGAGUUCAGUUAGCACUGACCAAGUGGCAAAACUGAGAUGCUUAAGCCUUGUGAUAUAGAAAAGGGAAGAAGAGCAUUUUAGCCAGUGGAUUCUGAGGCAUGAUCUGUUUUACCUCUAUAACUUGUUUGAUGAAUGGUCUGAAUUUAGUGGAAGCAAACAUGGAAUGAUUUUCUUUUUCUCCAGUCACUGCCUUCGUAUAAGCUGCUUUUCCUGCUCCUUAGUGUCAUCUUUUUAGUUUUGUGUGAAGAGGGGGGUAGUGAAGGGUAUUAAAAAUCCAAUCCAGUCCCCAUCCCAGUCCAGAUUUUUUUUUAAUUUAAGCUUUACCAAGAUAUGAAUGAAUGUAAAAUUGUAAGAUAUUUAAAGUGUACAUUGUGGUGAUUUAAUAUACAUAUACGUGGUGAAAGGUUUCCCUUCAUCUCGUUAAUGAGCAUAUCCAUCACAUUACAUGUUUACCUUUUUUUGCUGAGAACAUUUAAGUUCUACUCACCUAGUAAAUUUCAAUUUAACAGUAUAGUGUUAUCAACCAUGGUCACCAUGUUUUACAUCAGAUCUUCAGACCUGAUUCAUCUCAUAGCUGAAAGUUUAUACCCUUUGACAAACCUCCCCUUAUUUCCCUCACCACCACUGCCCCCUAACCAGCCCCUGGCAACCACUUUUAUACUCUCUGUUUCUAUUAAUAUGGAUUUGACUUUUUUUUUAAGAUUCCAUAUAUAUGUGAUAUCAUGUAAUAUUUAUCAUCCUCUCUCUGAUUUAUUUUAGUUAGCAUAAUGCCCUAAGGUCCAUUGAUACUGUUGCAAACAUCAGGAUUUCCUUCUUUCUCAUAGCCGAAUAGUAUUCUAUUGUAUAUAUGUACUAUGUCUUCUUUAUCCAUUCAUCAAUUGACAGAUACUUGUUUCCAUAUCUUGACUAUUAUGAAUAAAGCUGCAGUGAACAUGGGGCACAGA